AUGUCAACAAUUGCAAGAAAGAUCAUACCCAGAACAAAUAAUGGCACUGGAUCUUUUGUACUUCAAUGUCGUAAAAUGGUUUUUAACUAUUGUGAAAAAUGGGGAAGUAACAAGGGCAUGAUUGAAUACAUCAGAAAUGAUCUUGUCAAAUUCGCAAAAGAAAAUCCUCAAAUUGAAAUAGUGGUUCAGCCUAGACCCGCUCAUCACCCUAUUAUACGAGGACUUUAUUUAAAUGGUCGUGACAAAGUCAUUUGUACUCGCAACUUAACACCAAAAGAAAUCAAAACCAAAGUGGAACUUUUAAGAGACUCAAGUGGCGAAAAAAUGAAAGAUUUAACAAAGAAGCCUGUUAUUUCUACCACAGAAAGCGUUCGUGGUAUCUGGUCACCAUUUAACUCCAAUCCACAUACCAUUUAG
Messenger RNA from Cokeromyces recurvatus, 417 nucleotides. Its product is annotated as thioredoxin-like protein. Gene Ontology annotation, molecular function: structural constituent of ribosome. Gene Ontology annotation, biological process: mitochondrial translation. The record is from RefSeq and is a predicted model, not a curated record. The transcript is spliced from 3 exons. Gene Ontology annotation, cellular component: mitochondrial large ribosomal subunit. NCBI's taxonomy places the organism in Eukaryota, Fungi, Mucoromycota, Mucoromycetes, Mucorales, Mucoraceae. Bases 1 to 417 code for a protein of 138 amino acids.